AGGACCCACAAAACAAAAAUCAGGAGCAAACUCCGGAUCCAAAAAUUAUCCACCACUGUCUUUUCAGACAAUAAAUCAUUCAUCUUCAUUCUUCUCAAUCACAUUUCAUUCUCUCUGAUCUCAAAACAAACUCAAAAAAACAAAAAAAAUGUCUUUUUUUGGAAGAGGUGGUCGUAGAAACGACAACAACGAUGAAAGUGUAGAUGAUUUCGAUGAAUACGAUCCAACACCAUACGGUGGUGGUUACGACAUUUACCUUACAUACGGUCGUCCAAUUCCACCUUCUGAUGAAACAUGUUAUCCAUCAGGUUCUUCAAAUGAUGAUUUUGAUUAUGAUCGUCCUCAAUUUGAAUCUCAAGCUCAACCUUCUGCUUAUGGUGAUGAAGCUCUUGCUACUGAAUAUAGUAGUUAUUCUAGACCUAAACCUAGACCUGGGUUUCAUGGACCUGGUGCUUCUGGUGCUGGUGCUGGUUAUGGUGGUGGUAGUGGUGGUGGGAGGAAACAGGGAUCUGGGUAUGGUGGUGGUGGAGAUCAGGAGGGUGAAUUUGGAUCUGGGUAUGGUGGGAGGAAGGAGGAAAGUGAAUAUGGGUCUGGUUAUGGUGGUGGAAGGAAGCAAGAUUCUGAAUUUGGAUCUGGGUAUGGUGGUGGGGCCCAGGAAAGUGAAUAUGGGUCUGGUUAUGGUGGGAGGAAGCAAGAAUCUGGAUAUGGGUCUGGAUAUGGUGGGAGGAAGGAGGAGAGUGAAUAUGGGUCAGGGUACGGUGGUGGGAGAAAGGAGGAGAGUGAAUAUGGGUCGGGGUACGGUGGUGGGAGGAAGGAGGAGAGUGAAUAUGGAUCUGGGUAUGGUGGUGGGAGGAAGCAAGAGUAUGGGAGGAAUGAGGAGGAGAAUCAAGGUUAUGGGGGGAGGAAUGAGUAUGAGAGUGGUGGAUCGGAGUAUGGAUCGGGGUAUGGUGGUGGGAGGAAGAAGAGUGGUUAUGGGGAGGAAGAAGGGUAUGGAGGUGGAAGGAGUGAGUAUGAGGCGAAACCUAGCUAUGGGAGGAGUGAGUAUGAGGAGAAGCCUAGCUAUGGAAGGAGGAAUGAUGAUGAUGAGGUGAAACCUAGCUAUGGAAGGAGGAAUGAUGAUGAUGAGGAGAAACCUAGAUAUGGAAGAAGGAAUGACGAUGAUGAGGAGAAACCUAGCUAUGGUUAUGAGCGUCCUGAGAGGCGUGGUGAUGAUGAUGAUGAGGGCUAUGGACGUAAGAAAUAUGGAGGAGAUGAUGGCUCCGAAGAUGAGGAUGGGAGGAAGAAGCAUCACCACAAGAGUCACUAUCGCAAGAGCUAUGAUGACGAGUAAUCAAAAUGGUCGACGUUUCUGUUUUAAUGGAAGUCAUCCCAUAAUUACCUACUAAAUAAAGGGUUGACAAAUAUCAUAUCUUCAUGCUUGUUUGGAGUCUGGACUAUACCAUGAAAUGUUGAGCUUUCAAAACUAUUGGUCUAAAUUAAAUGUAUUGUUGUGCUGUUUGACUUUUCAGUUAUUAUAAUACCCCUAAUGUUUGAGUUGUUGUGUUACACUAUUUCUCUCUGUUUGGUAUUAUUAUAACAUCCAUAAUAUUUGAGUUGUUGUGUUA
Messenger RNA from Trifolium pratense (red clover), 1604 nucleotides. RefSeq lists its product as uncharacterized. Lineage: Eukaryota; Viridiplantae; Streptophyta; Magnoliopsida; Fabales; Fabaceae. The transcript is spliced from 2 exons. Gene Ontology annotation, molecular function: phosphatidic acid binding. The coding region runs from base 149 to 1330 and encodes 393 amino acids. The record is from RefSeq and is a predicted model, not a curated record.